Adineta ricciae is the source of this 1698-nucleotide messenger RNA. NCBI's taxonomy places the organism in Eukaryota, Metazoa, Rotifera, Eurotatoria, Adinetida, Adinetidae. The record is from the annotation of a GenBank genome assembly.
AUGAAUUUCAACGACAACAACAAGAACUUGGAUGAUAAUGAAAUGUUUCUCAUUUCAUUGAAUCGACACAUACCUCUGAAACAUCUAAGUUUGAUUCAUGAUCUCGAUCGUAAGUUGGAUGAAUGUGUUUCAACUAAAUAUGAUGAUAUAUCCAGUAUGGUUCAAUUGACAUACAAUGUUAAAUAUGACAGCAUCGUCAUAAAAUCAAUUCUGAAUUUAUUGCAAUCAGGUCAUGUAUCGUCAAGUUUUUUUUCAUUGGAAGAUGUUCAUCGGAUCAUCAAUAUCUAUUCCAAAAACCAUUAUUUUCUGACAUUCGCUUCAUUGCAUACGAUAAAACCUUUCACAUUGACGUGUUUAUUUUGUCAAAAGCCGUUAAAAAUACUCUUCAAAGAAAGAGUUAACGUUUUUCUCAACGAUCGAGUUGAGGGCGGAGUCACAUACACCGCUCGAUGUUGUUAUGUUCAAUACUAUUCAAAUAGUUACGUGAAAGGUUCAAAACGUUAUGUUACUCCGCAAUCCUUGUACAAUCAAAAAUACAUUCAUUUUGGCGGAAAAUCUGUUCUCACUAUGGACGUCGUCUUACAAUACAACGCAGACUUGGUCAACAUGUACGCUGGAUUUAAAAAUUUCUGUGAAUAUUACAACGAUAAAAUCUCAUCAUUCCUGCUUCAACGUUUCGGUAAAAAUGAUCCAGAAAUAAGAAAUCAAGUCUUGCUGGGACGACGUUUAUUCGAAAAUGUUUGGUUAGUUUAUUCCACUUGCAUGCUCAAAUGGAUUUUAUGGAAAGCGACAGAAACUGAAAUUCCAUUGAACAUCAGCGAUCGCGAACAACGCAACUCUUUUUUUAUUGAUCUACUAAAAUGUUUGCAACGUGAUUUUUCCUUAUUCUGGUCGAAUCAUCAACACAAAUAUGAAUGUGGCGAUCAAUGCUGCAAAGCCAUUGUCCUCGAUGGAUUUCAGAAAUCUGAUCGGUUUGUUUGCCAAUUUCAUCGCGAAAUGAUUCGUUCUGAAGAGCUUGGCGAUAUUGAAUGGGGUUGCGGCGUUCGUCCCGAAAUGAUUCGAGAUCAGGAAAAUCCAGGCUAUUGGAAAAAUACCGAUUAUUGUCCCAAACAUGUUCACCUUGAAAAUGUAUCGUCAACACCAGAUUCGAUCGAUCAAUGUGAAUAUGAUAUCAUUGAUUGUAACGUAUCAAGAACUGAUCGCUAUUCCAGUCGUCGCACUUCUUAUGGAAUAAUAGUAACCAUGUAUAACUGCGGCAUCAUCAUCAAUUUCGACGAGUUGCACAGGUGCGAAGCACCAACUCGAGUACUUCAUCAUUUAUUCAUGACGAUUGAAAAUUAUUCACCACAUAUGCAAUCGUUACCAAAGUAUUUAGUUUAUGACAAUGCCUGUGGAUUAUUAUUAACAUUUCGCAAUCGAUUGGAAAACGGUCGAAUUCGAGCUACCACUCGAACAGAUGCACUAAGUAAAAUGACAUUUCUUGUUGACAAAUUUCACAUCGGAAACCAUCGACGGGCAAUCUGUCAAUCUCAAACGAAUCCAUAUAAGUACGCCGACGUCAACAACAUCAAUACCGUCGUUUGCGAGCAAAAAUUUGCGAAAUUAAAAAAAUUGUCAUUUCCCGUGCUGCCAGUGAUACCGUCACGAGUUGCUAUCUCGUUACCCGUUGGGUAUCGACCAAAUUCCUCCGGAUUCUGA